AUGAGCGUUCCGGCCUCGGCCUUCCGUCCUCUGGACCUGCCGCCCUUGGCCUCCGGCGCCCUGCCCGGGGUCUCCCGCAGCAGCUCUGAUCGCGUCUGGGCCCAGCAGCCGCCCAGCUCCGCGUGGAGGGCCCCUCCUCCCCAACACCGGGCCCUUAUCAGGAAAGCAAUUGAGGUUGCAGGGGAGGGGGAAGUCCAAGGCCUCAGGCUCGGCAAGGUGGGUGGAAGAGAUAGGGAAGUGGGGAGGGGGCGUGGACCCUGCUGGGGGGGCCUGAGGAUGGAAGGCGUGCCCAGAGCCGGCCCGGCAGGGGGCUUUCACCAAGUGCUGUCCUCGAGGGCCUGGCUCUCGACAUGGCUCCAGUGCUGCUCCCGCCUCCCAUACUUGCCAGGCGAGACGCCUGCAUCUUUAAUUAGCAAGCAGCAGCCUCCCGAUUCAUCACAGUCACUGUUUAAUUAG
This is a messenger RNA of Phyllostomus discolor (pale spear-nosed bat), 456 nucleotides long. RefSeq lists its product as uncharacterized. The record is from RefSeq and is a predicted model, not a curated record. NCBI's taxonomy places the organism in Eukaryota, Metazoa, Chordata, Mammalia, Chiroptera, Phyllostomidae.